CAUCAUAAUUCACAUACCACACGCACAGCAAAAGAGUGAGAAGAUGCCAAUGACGCUUUUUCUACUUCUUUGCACGCUCAGCUUUUCCACCAUCAGUGCUGCUGAAUUCACACUCACCAUAAGCAGACAUUACUGCUCAAACUCAAGCACCAUCGCUCCCAAUAGCACCUACCAAGCCAACCUCAUUCGUGUUCUUCAUGAUCUCGUCUCUAGUGCAAGUUCCGACCGUGAUGAAGGAUUUUCCGUCACAUCGAGCGAGGCCGUCUAUGGCAGCUUUAUGUGCAGAGGAGAUGUCUCGAAGACAGAGUGCAUGGAAUGCAUCAAGAACGCGAGCGUUGAGAUAACCCGCUUAUGCCAGUUGACCAAAGUCUCUAUCCUGUGGUACGAUCAGUGCAUGUUGCGCUAUGCCGAUGUGAAUUUCUCCUCAACUGUAGAGAUGGAACCUCUGUUGGACGAUUACAAUGGAGAGAACACAGAAAAUCCAGAUGAUCUCGUGAAGCUACUGAACAAGACCUUGAAUAGCGCUGCAAGAGAGGCUGCUUGGCAUUCUUCUAGGAUGUAUGGCCAUCGCGAGGCCAAGUUCACUCGGGAAAAAAAGUUGUACACGUUUGCACAGUGUGUGCGUUAUCUUUCCAAGAACGAUUGUUGGGAGUGCCUUCGCAAUGCAACAUCUAACCUCUUAAGCAUCCAAAAGGGGAAAAUCGGGGGCAGAGUGUUGCUUCCGAGUUGCUUUGUCCGGUCCGAGAUUUACCCGUUUUAUCAGAGAAGCUCAAAAGGGACGGUGCCCUUUCAAGUGAAAAUAUCUGCCGCAACUUUCGCUGCUAUUGUAGGAUUGACGCUACCUAUUUACAUGAUAGCUCAGCAUUUACUGAGAGGAAGAAGAAGAAGAAGAGGAGUUCUAAGAAGGGACAGCGAAAGUUGCAUAGAAGAACAUCCAAUUGUUCAGAGGCAAAUUUCUGAGCUCCGUUCCCUGCAAUUUGAUCUGCAAACAAUAGAAGCCGCCACAAAUAAGUUCUUGAACGACAACAAGUUAGGGGAAGGUGGAUUUGGUCCAGUUUACAAGGGCACAUUGCCUGGUGGUCAAGAAAUUGCAGCAAAGAGGCUAUCUAGGAGCUCUGGACAAGGUGUGGAGGAAUUCAAGACCGAGGUUGAACUAGUAGCCAAACUUCAACACAGAAACCUGGUCAGGCUUCUGGGGUUCUCCAUGGAAAGAGAUGAAACGAUACUGGUCUAUGAAUACGUGUCCAACGGGAGCCUCGAUCGCUUGUUAUUUGAUCCUGAGCUCAGGGGACAACUAGAUUGGUCAGUACGUUACAAAGUCAUGGUAGGGGUGGCGCGUGGACUGCUAUACCUUCAUGAAGAUUCUCGGCUUCGAAUUAUUCAUCGUGAUCUCAAAGCUAGCAACAUUUUGCUAGAUGCUGACAUGAACCCAAAAAUAUCUGAUUUUGGUGCAGCCCGGAUCUUCAAAUCUGAUCAGACUCAAGCAAGCACUAAAAGAAUUGUUGGAACAUAUGGCUACAUGUCCCCUGAGUAUCUGACGUUUGGACACUUCUCCAUAAAAUCUGACGUCUUCAGCUAUGGUGUGUUUAUGCUGGAGAUUAUAACUGGCAAAAAAACAGCCAAUUCUUCUCAGUGGACUGCGAUGAGGACCUGCUAGGCUAUGUUUGGAAGCACUGGAGCAAUGGAAUGCCAUUGAAAGUAGUGGACCUAGCUUUAAGUGGUGCUUAUUCUGUGAACGAAGUGAUCAGAUGCAUGCACAUUGGCUUACUCUGUGUCCAAGAUGACAUGGAAGACCGCCCUACCAUGGAUUCAGUGAUUCUGAUGUUAAACAGCGAUUCUAUUAGCAUACCAGUGCCUCAAAGACCUUCGUUCUUCUUUCCUGGUAAGAAGUGCAAACAGGCACCUUGUGGUCUGAACUCUGAUCGAUCAAACAGCAAAGUGGACCAAUCUGUUAGCAACAUAAUGUCGCCGGGGUCUCCGAGUAAUAGCAAUCAUGCUGAUCCAGGUCCAUGGUAAUCGAGAUUUUGAGGCUAUCAUUUAGACGAUUCAUUGUUUAGAUUACCAGAUAAAUUGUGUGGGUACGCUUCAUAGCACAUCAUUGCCAGGAUUCUGUUAAAGGAUUGCAAUGGUGGAUACCUUUGAUGAAAAAGUGGAUAUCACUUUUGCAAAUAACGUUUAUGAUGGUAGCCUCUAAAAGGUUUUCCAGAGCAAUCAGUGGACUCCGAUAUCUAUUGCCAUUACCGAAUCUGUCAUCAUUUAGUCAGAGAUCACCAUCGUCUGAGUUUCUGAAAAUUUUAGAAGCUUUUGCACGUUAUGGCGUUAGCAUUUUGAACUUUCUCAAUAGUUUCUCAAGAAGUCUGCCUGAACUUAUU
This is a messenger RNA of Eucalyptus grandis, 2372 nucleotides long. RefSeq names its product cysteine-rich receptor-like protein kinase 5. The record is from RefSeq and is a predicted model, not a curated record. Gene Ontology annotation, molecular function: protein kinase activity; ATP binding. NCBI's taxonomy places the organism in Eukaryota, Viridiplantae, Streptophyta, Magnoliopsida, Myrtales, Myrtaceae. The transcript has 7 exons. The coding region runs from base 44 to 1657 and encodes 537 amino acids. Gene Ontology annotation, biological process: protein phosphorylation.